UUUGAUGAAGUGCUGACUGCAGUAGGAUCUAUUGGGCAAUAUAGUUGUCUUGAAAAGGAAUCCGGCCGUACAGCUCCAAUUUUCGGCUCGCAGAAGAGGAGGCAGGUGACCGUCUAGCAGGCAGAGCCACCUCCGCUUGGCAGUCUGAACGCAAGGCACAUCGGUGGAAAACGACUGUAUAUUAGACCUUUAUUGUCGUAAUAGAUGUUCCAUAUUUAACUACAUGCCUUUUAAUUUAAUUGUUUAGUUAGUCAGUUCUCCCUCCGAGAUGGAUAGCGCGCACACGAAAUCCGCAUCUGAAGUUUUAGAGAACUUCGGUGUGAACGAAAACACUGGACUCACACUUGAACAAGUGAAAUCUAAUUUUGAAAAAUAUGGACCGAACGAGCUUCCGGCUGAAGAAGGCAAGUCCCUAUGGGAGCUGGUGGUGGAGCAGUUUGAAGAUCUCCUGGUCAGAAUCCUGUUGUUAGCUGCCUGCGUCUCCUUUGUGCUAGCUCUGUUUGAGGAGGGGGAGGAGACCAUCACAGCCUUCGUGGAACCUAUCGUCAUCCUGCUUAUCCUCAUCGCUAACGCUGUGAUCGGAGUCUGGCAGGAGAGGAAUGCGGAGAACGCCAUCGAGGCGCUGAAGGAGUACGAGCCAGAGAUAGCCAAGGUGUACCGCAUGAACCGCAAGGCUGUCCAGAGGGUCAAAGCCCGGGAAAUCGUGCCUGGGGACGUUGUAGAGAUUGCCGUUGGUGACAAGGUCCCUGCUGACAUCAGGAUCACCUCCAUUAAGUCUACCACCCUAAGAGUGGACCAGUCUAUUCUCACAGGCGAAUCUGUGUCAGUGAUCAAACACACCGACCCCGUCCCUGACCCCAGAGCUGUCAAUCAAGACAAGAAGAACAUGCUGUUUUCUGGCACCAACAUCGCUGCGGGGCGAGCCAUCGGCAUUGUGGUCUCCACUGGUGUAUCCACCGAGAUCGGUAAGAUCAGGAACCAGAUGGUAGCCACGGAGCAGGAGAAGACCCCCCUGCAGCAGAAACUGGACGAGUUCGGAGAGCAGCUCUCCAAGGUCAUCUCCCUGAUCUGCGUGGCCGUCUGGAUCAUUAACAUCGGCCAUUUUAGUGACCCGGUCCACGGGGGGUCCUGGAUGCGGGGGGCCAUCUACUACUUCAAGAUUGCUGUGGCCCUGGCUGUGGCUGCCAUCCCUGAGGGUCUACCUGCUGUGAUCACCACUUGCCUGGCGCUGGGAACCCGCCGCAUGGCCAAGAAGAACGCCAUCGUCCGCAGCCUGCCCUCGGUGGAGACCCUGGGCUGCACCUCCGUCAUCUGCUCCGACAAGACCGGCACCCUCACCACUAACCAGAUGUCUGUCUGCAAGAUGUUUGUGGUGGAGAAGGUGGAGGAUUCCAGCUGUGCUGUCCAUGAGUUCUCUAUAACUGGCUCAACCUACGCCCCUGAAGGACAAGUGCUGAAAGGGGACAAGGUGGUGCAGUGUGGAGAUUAUGAUGGACUUCUGGAGCUGGCCACUGUCUGUUCCAUGUGCAACGAUUCUUCACUGGACUACAAUGAGGUCAAAGGAGUGUAUGAGAAGGUGGGUGAGGCGACAGAGACGGCCCUCACUACACUGGUGGAGAAGAUGAACGUGUUCAAGACUGACGUGUCAGGCCUCAGCAAGGUGGAGCGCGCCGGCGCCUGCAACUCCGUGAUCAGACAGCUGAUGAAGAAAGAGUUUACUCUGGAGUUCUCUCGGGACCGCAAGUCCAUGUCUGUGUACUGUACCCCCACCAACAAAACAGGCUCUGGGUGCAAGAUGUUCAUCAAGGGUGCCCCAGAGAGUGUGAUGGAGCGUUGCCAGUACCUGCGUGUUGGCACAGGGAAGGUGGCACUGACCAUGCCCCUGAAAGAGCAGCUCACCUCCCUGAUCAGGGACUGGGGCACGGGCAGGGACACGCUGAGAUGCCUGGGCAUGGCCACACGGGACUCGCCACCUAGACAACAGGACAUGGAUCUGGAGAACUCCACCAAGUUUGCUGAGUAUGAGACGGGCCUAACGUUCAUUGGCUGUGUGGGUAUGCUGGACCCGCCCAGGAAGGAGGUGAUUGGUUCCAUCCAGCUGUGCGCCGAGGCGGGCAUCCGUGUUAUCAUGAUCACCGGGGACAACAAGGGCACGGCCGUGGCCAUCUGCCGACGCAUUGGUAUCUUCGGCGAGGAUGAGGAUGUAGUGGGCAAGGCCUACACGGGCCGAGAGUUUGAUGACCUGCCCAUAGACUCCCAGAGAGACGCUGUGAAGAGGGCACGGUGCUUUGCCCGCGUGGAGCCUGCCCAUAAGUCUAAGAUUGUGGGCUUCCUGCAGUCGUUUGAUGAGAUCACUGCCAUGACUGGUGAUGGGGUGAACGAUGCGCCAGCCCUGAAGAAGGCAGAGAUUGGCAUUGCCAUGGGCUCGGGCACAGCUGUGGCGAAGUCAGCAUCUGAGAUGGUUCUGUCUGACGAUAACUUCUCUACCAUCGUGGCGGCUGUGGAGGAGGGCAGGGCCAUCUACAACAACAUGAAGCAGUUCAUACGAUACCUCAUCUCCUCCAACGUGGGAGAGGUCGUCUGCAUCUUCUUGACGGCCAUCUUGGGUCUUCCUGAGGCUCUGAUCCCGGUCCAGUUGCUGUGGGUCAACCUGGUGACAGAUGGUCUCCCUGCGACUGCCCUGGGCUUCAACCCCCCAGACCUGGACAUCAUGGACAAGCCGCCCCGCAACCCCAAGGAGCCCCUCAUCUCUGGGUGGCUGUUCUUCAGAUACCUGGCCAUCGGAGGGUAUGUUGGUCUGGGCACGGUGGGUGCUGCCACCUGGUGGUACUUGUUUGAUGAUGAAGGUCCUCACGUGUCCUUCUACCAGCUGAGGCACUUUAUGCAGUGCUCGGAGGACAACCUCAUGUUCCAGGGCAUCGACUGUGAGGUGUUUGAGUCUCGUUUCCCCACCACCAUGGCCCUCUCCGUGCUGGUCACCAUAGAGAUGUUCAACUCCCUCAACAGUCUGUCAGAGAACCAGUCCAUGAUCAGGAUGCCUCCGUGGGUCAACUUCUGGCUGCUGGGAGCAAUCUUCCUCUCCAUGUCCCUGCACUUCCUCAUCCUCUACGUUGAGCCGUUGCCUCUGAUCUUCCAGGUGAUCCCUCUGACCUGGUGCCAGUGGAUCGUGGUCCUAAAGAUAUCAUUUCCUGUCAUCCUAUUGGACGAGGCCCUCAAGUACAUCUCCCGCAACCACUUAGACGACAACGACGACAAGAAGUACAGGAACAGGCAGCUAAAAUAUUAAGACUCUCUCUAACACACACACACACACACAUGUUCACAUAGGCCCAGGAAAGUGUGAUGAAAACUACAAAACUCACCCAGGACUUAAAAACUUUCCACUCAUCGCUUUUGACUCUGUACAGUAACAUAGUGGUGCAAUAGGUAGACCAUGGAGAGAGAGAGAGAGAGAGAGAUGGGUAGGAGGAGAGUGGAGAAUUGUGAUGUCUACACACACAGAGAGAGAGAGAGAUGGGUAGGAGGAGAGCGGAGAAUUGUGAUGUCUACACACAGAGAGAGAGAGAGAGAGAGAUGGGUAGGAGGAGAGCGGAGAAUUGUGAUGUCUACACAGAGAGAGAGAGAGAGAGAGCGAGAGAGAGAGAGGGGCAUAACCUGGAGGCUACAGACAGACUUGAUGGUACCAACAACAGACAGACACUGGCAUGCAGGAGAAGAUACUACCAACAGGCAGUAAGAGGAACCACCCUGCUCGGCCUGAGGUGCCCACCCCCCCAUGCCAGAUGUCUGUGGCAGACUGCUCUGGGUGUAUCCAGUACUCAUGUGUCCAUCCCACCCCAUAUGAACCCUUCGGUCUGCCAAGGCUUCUGUCAUUCAGAUCCACAGUAUUGUCAGUGGUCUGUGCUGCUCUGCCAGGGUCAUGGUAGUCAGACCAUCA
This is a messenger RNA of Oncorhynchus kisutch (coho salmon), 3937 nucleotides long. RefSeq names its product sarcoplasmic/endoplasmic reticulum calcium ATPase 1. Gene Ontology annotation, biological process: calcium ion transport. Gene Ontology annotation, molecular function: P-type calcium transporter activity; ATP binding; ATP hydrolysis activity. The record is from RefSeq and is a predicted model, not a curated record. NCBI's taxonomy places the organism in Eukaryota, Metazoa, Chordata, Actinopteri, Salmoniformes, Salmonidae. Gene Ontology annotation, cellular component: membrane. The coding region runs from base 269 to 3286 and encodes 1005 amino acids. The transcript has 23 exons.